UGAGGGAAGCCAGAAGCAGAUCGAGAGAUCAGAUAGAUCAUACCGAUCAUCAUGGUGAUGAAGGGGUGUAAGGAAGUUGCAUUAGCAAAAAUGUCUUUCCCAAAAGCGCCACUGGUUUUGUUGGAUGGAGAAAAAGCCGAUCGCAAGUCUGUUGGCAACGCUUUUGCCUGCUAUUCAUACUCGCCGGAGAGACGAAUUGUAUGCGUCACCAGCGCCAACUCGUGCUUGGGUGCUCACUUGGCCAAGAAGCUAUUGGCUCGUGGUUACCUUGUUCGAGUCACCAUUCAGAAUCCAGGGAAUUACGAGGACAUGAAGGAGCUCCUGAAUGAAGAAGAGAUAAGCCAAUUAGAGAGUGUGGUGGUGGCAAAGAUGGGAGAUGUAGAAAGUCUCUGUGAUGCUUUUAGAGGUUGCCAUGGAAUUUUUCACACCUCCGCUUUCAUUGAUCCGCGUGGAAUAUCUGGUUAUACGGAACGAAUGGCAUUUCUUGAGGCAGAAGGAGCAAGAAAUGUGAUUGAAGCUUGCGGUAGAGCUGCAUACUCGAAAAGAUGCAUCUUCACCUCUUCCCUUCUCGCAACUUUCUGGAAGGGUGACGAAAAUGACACUGGACAAGUCAAAGUAGAUGAGGGUUGUUGGAGUGAUGAGGACUUCUGUAGAGAAAACAAGCUAUGGCUUGCCUUGGGUAAAACAAGAGCUGAGAAGGUUGCUUGGAGGAAGGCACGAGAACUGAAGGUCAAUCUCGUUACCCUCUGCCCCAGCCUCCUGAUGGCUCCAUCAUUCCCAAAUGCUCUUGUUGAAACCUCGAUUCCUUACCUUAAAGGUGGGCAAAUCAUGUUUCGACGAGGCGUUUUAGCGACUGAAGAUGUGAAUGAGAUGGCAGAGACACAUGCGGGCGUUUACCAGGACAUGGAUUAUGGGGCUUGUGGACGAUAUAUUUGCUAUGGAAAAAUAAUUACAAGAUUAGAAGAGGCCAUUCAACUUGAGAGUAGCUUGAAGAUGCAUGGCCUGCUGUCUGGAGAAACUGCAGGUCAACUAGUCUCUGGGGAAGCUGACGGGAUCCCUCCUAACCUUACUAACUCCAAGCUCACCAAACUGUUGGACCGUGCUUCCCGGCGGGUAUCUUGCCAUCCGUCCCAAUCACUUCUAACUUCUAAGUUCCUAACCUAACUCCUCUGGUACAAAGGAUUGUAACGUAUUCUCCUAUACGUUCGAGGAGAACCUGUACAGUAGUUAAUUUUCCUUGGCAGAGCCGUAGAACCCUGCAUGAGGAGGGGCUUCGGGUUCCCCCCGAAUCAGCAUUCAUGAAUACAAGUCCAUGAUGGAAAUUUAAGUGUUACCUCAUUUUAUUAUUCUA
Coffea eugenioides is the source of this 1351-nucleotide messenger RNA. Its product is annotated as cinnamoyl-CoA reductase-like SNL6. Gene Ontology annotation, molecular function: 3-beta-hydroxy-Delta5-steroid dehydrogenase (NAD+) activity. The coding region runs from base 52 to 1164 and encodes 370 amino acids. Gene Ontology annotation, biological process: steroid biosynthetic process. The record is from RefSeq and is a predicted model, not a curated record. The transcript has 5 exons. NCBI's taxonomy places the organism in Eukaryota, Viridiplantae, Streptophyta, Magnoliopsida, Gentianales, Rubiaceae.